Molecule: messenger RNA, 662 nt
Organism: Octodon degus (degu)
Lineage: Eukaryota; Metazoa; Chordata; Mammalia; Rodentia; Octodontidae
Gene: Cacfd1
Product: calcium channel flower domain containing 1
Exons: 5
Coding region: 29-544 (171 amino acids)
Biological process (GO): vesicle-mediated transport
Cellular component (GO): membrane
Source: RefSeq, a predicted model, not a curated record
UGCGGGCCGGGGGCCGCGCCCGGGCGCUAUGAGCGGCGCCGGCGGGGCGGGGGAGGUGGCCGGCCCUGCGCCGCCCGCGCAGGAGGAGGGCAUGACGUGGUGGUACCGCUGGCUGUGCCGCCUGUCGGGGGUGCUGGGCGCCGUCUCCUGCGCUGUCUCCGGCCUCUUCAGCUGCAUCACGAUCCACCCCCUGAACAUCGCAGCCGGCGUGUGGAUGCUCAUGAACGCCUUCAUCCUAUUGCUCUGCGAGGCGCCCUUCUGCUGCCAGUUCGUGGAGUUUGCAAACACCGUGGCCGAGAAGGUGGACCGGCUGCGUUCCUGGCAGAAGGCUGUCUUCUACUGCGGGAUGGCUGUGAUCCCCAUCGUCAUGAGCCUGACUUUGACCACGCUGCUGGGCAAUGCUGUCGCCUUUGCCACCGGGGUGCUGUACGGACUCUCUGCCCUGGGCAAAAAGGGCGAUGCUGUCUCCUAUGCCCGGAUCCAGCAGCAGAAGCAGCAGGUGGAUGAGGAGAAGCUGGCAGAGACCGUGGAGGGGGAGCUGUGAUGCGGGUGCUGCCUCUGCCCGCCCUGCCCCCACCUGGCUCUGGGGAGCUUGUCUGGAGGAGGCCCCGUGUGUGUCCCCUGCCCAGCCCAGCCCAGCCCAGGUCCUGACCCCAUGGUGC